AUGGCUGCAGCCUGUGUGAUCACCUUCUUCUUUGAUGCUGUAUUCCUCGGAAAAGUUGCUUUUAAUGCGACAGGAUUUGCAAGGGUAAAUGUUUUCCUACUCCUAUAUCAGCUUGGUCCAUUUGCAUGGCUUGAUUAUUGUAACAUGAGAUACGCUGUUUUCAAACAAACACUUGGUUUCGUUGCCAUUCUCCCAAUCACACUUCAGCGUUCUAAUCUAAGAGAUAACAUUUGUGCCUAGUUACUGGUUGCGUUUGUUCUAAUCAUGCACAUUUGCCGGAACACCACUUGGUCAAUACCUGCAAGAUUUCCCUCUGGUGCUGAUUGGCUCCCAGACGAUACUAGUUGCAGCAUGGCAGAUUCAUGAAUAUUGCAAGAAAAGAAGGACAGAAAAGCGACUUGAAAAGAAAAAGGAAUCCAGAGUGACUGAAAACAACGCCUUGACAGCUCUUGUACAGGAAGAGAGACAUCCUAUUCUCUUCUUGAUUGGUAGUCGACGGUCUAGUAGCAGCUGGCUUUUUAUACUAAUAUCUCGGAAAGCAAAGUCAUAGCAAAAUCCUACCCUACUCAUAUCUUGAAAAGUUUUGCGCCCAUCUUAGACAAGUUUGGCGAUCUUUCUGGAGGAGAUAUAUGCGCGCAUUAGUUGGUCACGUGUGCGAGUUCGUGGAAAAGAAUCCCGUUUCAUGGUGGGCGUUAACGAGGAGCGGAUCAUUUUUGAUCGAGAGCAAGUCUUCCAGUGUUGUAAAGAAAACACUGUACCGCUAGUAGCAGUAUUUGAAGCCAUCAUGGAUGUAUUUACAGUCCGUAACGAGUGUAACACAUGGUUGUGCAAGUCAAUUAACUAUGGCAAGUUCCAUGAACAGCUUUCUAUGCACUUUGGAUCCAGGCUUCGUUAUGUUUACUUACAUCGUGAUCCUAGGGAUGUUUGCCUGUCGUUCUCAAAGGCGCCAGUCGGUGAGGCACACUAUUACCUCAAUGCUGAAACCUGGCGAGAUUUGCAAGAGGUUGCCAUUGAUUUACACAAUUCCGAGCCGGAGGGAACCAUGCACCAGUUAAGCUACGAAGCACUCCUCUCGCACAAACAAGAAACUUUGGAUUCCCUUUUCCAGUUU
Porites evermanni is the source of this 1111-nucleotide messenger RNA. Lineage: Eukaryota; Metazoa; Cnidaria; Anthozoa; Scleractinia; Poritidae. The record is from the annotation of a GenBank genome assembly.